GGCCGCGGGCGGGACAAGCAGGGGGCGGGCGGGGAGUCCGCCCCUGUCACGCGUGAUUUGCACGAGGAGCGGCCCCCCCGAGCAGCACAUUUCCACCCCUGCUCCGAUUCGCCCCCCUUAGCCCCUGUCAAAAGCGGCCCGCAGCCCCGCACGGGUAAAAGGGCAGGGUGCAGGGCAGUGGCUUCAGCAGAUGUACUGAGCAUGCUCAGUAGCCCCGUACUACGGAGAGCACGUUAGUACACUGCCCCGGCCGCGCGCAGCGCGUUCCUGAGCCGGGCUCUCUUGCGAGCGCCCCUGGAGGCGGCUGCUGGGCGGCCCGCUCAGGGAUCGGCCGGGCUGGGCUGCCUUGGCCGCGUGAGCUCCGAGGUGCGGUUCCCCGCCUUGUUGUCGCUCACUUCUGAGGGGCUGGCCGAGACUCUUUACACUCUGCGCAUGCGCCAUCGGAUACCUUCCGCGCGCAUGCGCGUCCAGCCAUCGUCCGAUCUCUUGCAUACAAGCGCUCGGGGGAGGGGGACGUCAUGACGAAAUGACGCUUGGGCGCGGCGCGGCUCGUUGUUGCCAUGGUGACGGUACACAGCUCACGGGGAGAGUGCGGGCCUCGGAGCCGCCAUGAUCCCGCCGGCGGACUCGCUGCUCCGCUACGAGACCCCGGUGCUGGUGAGCCGCAACCCGGAGAAGCGCUCCCCGAAGGCGCGUGCUUUGAAAGUGAGUCCUCAGCAGCCUGUGUCAACAGGACCUGUGCCACCUCCUCCAAAACCCAAGACGACUCCUACAGCUAUAGAUCCAACAAAACAGGCAGAGGAAAUCUUAAACGCAAUCCUGCCACCAAGAGAAUGGGUGGAAGACAAUCAGCUAUGGAUUCAGCAGGUGUCCACCACUCCCAGUACCCGAAUGGAUGUAGUUCAUCUGCAGGAAGAGAUGGAUCUCAAACUACAGCAAAGACAGGCUCGAGAAACUGGGAUUUGUCCUGUCCGCAGGGAACUCUACUCACAAUGCUUUGAUGAACUUAUCCGUGAGGUUACGAUUAAUUGUGCAGAGCGGGGACUGUUGCUGCUUCGAGUCAGAGAUGAAAUCCGAAUGACCAUCGCUGCCUAUCAGACACUGUAUGAGAGCAGUGUUGCCUUUGGUAUGAGGAAGGCAUUACAGGCUGAGCAGGGCAAAUCUGACAUGGAAAAGAGAAUUGCAGAAUUAGAAGAUGAAAAGCGAGAUUUGGAAAGACAAGUGAAUGAGCAGAAAGCUAAAUGCGAAGCUAUUGAAAAACGUGAAAGUGAAAGACGGCAGGUAGAGGAGAAGAAACAUGGUGAAGAGGUGCAGUUCUUGAAACGAACUAAUCAGCAGUUGAAGGCCCAACUUGAAGGCAUCAUUGCACCAAAGAAGUAGAUUUCCUUGUGGGGCCCUGCAGGAAGAACUCAUGAAACCUUUCUCUGAGCAAGGAGGUUGUGGUUAGUGACCCAGAUCUAUCUCAUUCAUAAUGAUCCUGAUUUCCACACUUAAAAUAACUAGAAACAUUGGAAUUGUAUUCCUUCUCCCUUUCCCUAUUCUAAUAGAUUAAAGUGUUUUGCUAAUUACCGUGACCUCAUUUUCAGUGACUUUUCAGCAUCCAGCUCUUUGUAUGCUGAACACGUCUGGGAUUUGCCUCUGUGAUUCUCUAACCUAUCACCGUUAAGGUCAUACUCUUUUUAAUAAACUUUUUUUACAGUA
Messenger RNA from Malaclemys terrapin pileata, 1701 nucleotides. It is a transcript of the gene DNALI1, whose product is annotated as dynein axonemal light intermediate chain 1. The record is from RefSeq and is a predicted model, not a curated record. The transcript is spliced from 6 exons. The coding region runs from base 610 to 1380 and encodes 256 amino acids. Gene Ontology annotation, cellular component: filopodium; axoneme. Lineage: Eukaryota; Metazoa; Chordata; Testudines; Emydidae. Gene Ontology annotation, molecular function: dynein heavy chain binding.